CACUCUCGCACCUGUUCCAUUCACAAAUUUCUCUUUCAAUUCUCCUCUCUCCCCCUCUUAUCUCCCUCUCUCUAUAACCCACCAAGAACUCACAGAUCAUCAGUCUCUGCUCCUUCACUCAUCUGAGAGGCUGAGAUCUCAUCAUUCUCAGCUAUGGCGGAGAAGGUCACGAAAAUGUUGAUAAAGGUGGACCUUCAGUGCUCGAAAUGCUACCGGAAGAUCAAGAAGGUUCUCUGCAAAUUCCCUCAAAUCCGGGACCAGAUUUACGAUGAGAAGCAGAACACGGUGAUGAUAACGGUGGUGUGCUGCAGCCCUGAGAAGAUCAAGCAGAAGAUAUGCUGCAAGGCAGGGGAUACCAUUCUGGGCAUUGAGAUCAUCCCGGACAAGCCCAAACCGCCCGAAAAGCCCAAGGAGCCCGAAAAGCCCAAGCAGCCGGAGAAGCCCAAGGAGCCCGAGAAGCCCAAGCAGCCAGACAAGCCCAAGGAGCCGGAGAAGCCCAAGCAGCCCGAGAAGCCCAAGGAGCCGGAGAAGCCAAAGCAACCCGAGAAGCCCAAGGAGCCCGAGAAGCCCAAGGAGCCCGAGAAACCCAAGGAACCCGAGAAGCCAAAGCAGCCCGAAAAGCCCAAGGAACCCGAGAAGCCAAAGCAGCCCGAAAAGCCCAAGGAGCCGCCCAAGGGAAAGCCAGAUCCAUGCCCUCCGAUGCCUCAACCACCUUACGGAUAUCCACCUAUUUAUGGAGUUGGGAUAUGCUGUUGCCAACCAUGUUACACGGGGUGUGGCCCGUGCUGCCAUGGAUAUGGCAGGCCUCCCCCGAUGUGCUAUGACGGAUGGGGAAGACCAGCUUAUGAGUGCCAGGCGGGAAAUCCCAAUUAUUAUGUGAGUCGUUGCGACUACUUUAAUGAAGAAAAUGCCUCAGGAUGCACCAUCAUGUAAACAUGCUACUGAAGUAUUGAUGGGUACCCUUAUGAUGUCCAAGUAAAUUGCUCUGUCCAGACGUUGUAUACAGAAUAAUUCGGAGAAUUCGACAAUGUUGUUAGAUCGGUGCAGUAUAUUUAUAUAGGAAGAUGUGAGAAUUACAAGUGAAUAAUGUGGGGUGGAUUGGUAUAGGGUGGAUAGAAUUUUAUUACUCGAGUCAUGGAGUAUUUUGUAAGGUUAAUGUUAUUCAGUUCAACAAAAGUCUCUAUCAAAUCUUUUUUGUAUUUAUAUAGUGCGGUUGCUUUCAUUGCC
Messenger RNA from Punica granatum (pomegranate), 1227 nucleotides. NCBI's taxonomy places the organism in Eukaryota, Viridiplantae, Streptophyta, Magnoliopsida, Myrtales, Lythraceae. The record is from RefSeq and is a predicted model, not a curated record.